AUCCUAUCCGAACAAAAAAAAUCAACGCCUAUUUCCGUUCUCGUUUCCAAAGUUGGGAGACAGGGAAAGAGUGUGUGAGAAAGAGAAUGGACGCCAUUGAUUCCGUCUUCGAUCCGCUCAGAGAAUUCGCAAAGGACAGCGUGAGGCUCGUCAAGCGUUGCCACAAACCCGAUCGCAAAGAAUUCUCCAAGGUUGCCGUGCGUACCGCAAUUGGUUUCGUGGUGAUGGGGUUUGUGGGGUUUUUCGUUAAGCUCAUUUUCAUUCCAAUUAACAACAUUAUCGUCGGAUCUGGUUAGGUUAAGGGGAACUGCAAUCGCCUCAGGACUUCAAGUUAUCAAGAAAAUGGAGGCUGAAAAAUCCCCCAUGAAUAGAUAAUUAAUCUUUUGUUAUAUUUCAUUUUUGGUUUUUCCUUAUGACUGGAAAGCUAUGAACGUUUGUGCUUAUCUUCUGUUAUAUACCUUCACACAUUGUUUUGAUUUAGGAUAAGGAGGAAAAAGGAAUGGUGAAACUGUAGUUUUGUUUUUA
Messenger RNA from Vigna angularis (adzuki bean), 525 nucleotides. Its product is annotated as protein transport protein Sec61 subunit gamma. The record is from RefSeq and is a predicted model, not a curated record. Gene Ontology annotation, cellular component: Ssh1 translocon complex; membrane. Lineage: Eukaryota; Viridiplantae; Streptophyta; Magnoliopsida; Fabales; Fabaceae. The transcript has 3 exons. Bases 87 to 296 code for a protein of 69 amino acids. Gene Ontology annotation, biological process: post-translational protein targeting to membrane, translocation; protein targeting. Gene Ontology annotation, molecular function: transmembrane protein transporter activity.